This is a messenger RNA of Dipodomys spectabilis (banner-tailed kangaroo rat), 840 nucleotides long. RefSeq names its product melanoma-associated antigen 10-like. NCBI's taxonomy places the organism in Eukaryota, Metazoa, Chordata, Mammalia, Rodentia, Heteromyidae. Bases 1 to 840 code for a protein of 279 amino acids. Gene Ontology annotation, cellular component: nucleus. Gene Ontology annotation, biological process: negative regulation of transcription by RNA polymerase II. The record is from RefSeq and is a predicted model, not a curated record. The transcript has a single exon.
AUGGAGGAAGCCAACACUACUUUCUCUACCUCUUCCUCCACUCCUAUGAUGCUAGAUAGCACAACAGUGGCAUCUGUUCAAGUAUCUUCUUUUGUAUACAAUGUCAUGGGAUCCAGUUUACAUAACCAGUUUAAUCAGUCUUACAGAAACCAGGGAUGGGAAAACCUGAGCUUCCGGGGUACCCCAAUAGAUUUUGUGUCUUUGCAGCAUGAUGAAAUGGCAUUGGUUCCCUUUUUGAUCUUCAGAUAUUGGAUGAAGCAGUUGGUCACCAAGACAGAAAUGUUGAAUUACAUAAUCCCAAUUCACCAUCAACAUUUCCAUGUCAUCUUUAGCAACACCUGUGUGUGUAUGCGGCUGCUCUUUGGUAUUAAUGUAGAAGAAGUGGACUACACUGUCCCCACCUAUGGUCUUAGCCUUGCAGCAGGGAUCACUUAUGAUGGGAUGAGGAGGAAUGUGCAGGGCUUGCCCAAGACAGGCCUCCUGUUAAUCGUUCUCUCCAUCAUCUUCAUGGAGGGCAACCAUGCCAGGGAAGAGGUGGUGUGGCAGGCACUGAGUAUUAUAGAGGUAUAUGCUGGGAGAGAGCACUGCCUCUUUGGGGAUCCCUGGAACCUGGUCAUGGGUGAUUUUAUUCAGGAAGGGUACUUGGAAUAUUGGCCCGUGCUUCUUACUGAUACUAUAUGCUAUGAGUUCAAGUGGGGCCCAAGAGCCCAUGCUGAAACCAGCAAGAUGCAAAUCCUGCAACACUGUUCCCAAUUUGGUGGAAUUGAUCCUGUGACCUUUUCAGCACUCUAUGAAGAGGCUGUGAAAGAUGAGGAGCAACGUAGGCAUUAUCGACAUUAG